AUGGGGAGCUUCUCAAAUUUUCGCAUUGCGCAACCUAAGAUGGCCGACUCCACGAACCCCCCUCAUCCUGAAAUGGGAUGGGAUUGUGCCCCUCGACAAAUUCUCUGCUGUCUAAUGAGAUUCUUCAUUGUACCACCUGGCGAGUUGAAGCUAAUCAUUGGUGAAUUUGUCCGGGAAUAUACCUGCGGUGCCCAUGGCCUCUUGACUAUGUCUUACGAAACCCUUCACGCUCAGUGGCUGAAGAUACAGGACCAAGAUGAACCUGUCUGGCGCCAUGUGCACGCGCUGACAGGUUUAAAAACGGAUGGGAUAUGGGUGGAGAGGAUCUCUCAGAUUCAAGCUAUUGCACAGCGACUGAGCAUAACUCUUAACGUAAGAGUCGGCAAUAUCACGGAACCGUCAGGAUCUUCGGCAUUUGAUGCCGACGAGCAUCUCCCCGAGAUCCUGGAGUCAGCCGUCGCAGCUAGAUCCGAGACCAAACCCCAUACAGCGCCCCUCGUCCCCAUGGACCCGCUUCCGAUGCAGAAGAGCAUUGAAGGAAAACCGGAGAUGACGAUUCUCCGACUGAAUUAG
Molecule: messenger RNA, 573 nt
Organism: Penicillium argentinense
Lineage: Eukaryota; Fungi; Ascomycota; Eurotiomycetes; Eurotiales; Aspergillaceae
Exons: 2
Coding region: 1-573 (190 amino acids)
Source: RefSeq, a predicted model, not a curated record